CAUGGAUCAAGACACCCUGGGGAACAUUGUCCUGCUAGCCAUCGUCACCCUCAUCAGCGUGGUCCAGAACGGAUUCUUUGCGCACAAAGUGGAGCAUGAGAGCAAGACCCAGAAUGGGCGGAGCUUCCAGAGGACGGGAACCCUGGCAUUUGAGAGGGUCUACACUGCCAACCAAAACUGCGUGGAUGCAUACCCCACAUUCCUCGCUGUGCUCUGGUGUGCUGGGCUACUGUGCAGCCAAGUUCCUGCUGCCUUUGCCGGGAUGAUGUACCUGUUUGUGAGACAAAAGUACUUCGUGGGCUAUCUGGGUGAGAGGACACAGAGCACACCUGGCUACAUAUUUGGGAAACGCAUCAUCCUGUUCCUGUUCCUCAUGUCCCUUGCUGGUAUAUUCAACUAUUACCUCAUCCUCUUUUUCGGAAGUGACUUUGAAAACUACAUCAAAACUGUUACCACCACCAUCUCUCCUCUGCUUCUCAUCCCCUGACGCCUGGCGGAACACAGAGUUGGU
Molecule: messenger RNA, 511 nt
Organism: Chrysochloris asiatica (Cape golden mole)
Lineage: Eukaryota; Metazoa; Chordata; Mammalia; Afrosoricida; Chrysochloridae
Gene: ALOX5AP
Product: arachidonate 5-lipoxygenase-activating protein
Exons: 5
Coding region: 2-487 (161 amino acids)
Biological process (GO): leukotriene biosynthetic process
Cellular component (GO): nuclear envelope; membrane; endoplasmic reticulum
Molecular function (GO): leukotriene-C4 synthase activity; enzyme activator activity; glutathione transferase activity
Source: RefSeq, a predicted model, not a curated record